GAAACUAACUAAAGUUAGAUUAGAUCACCCAGGACUCAGGUAGAAGCCCUACAUCAGCCCAGUGAAUGUCCACCUGGUCCCCAGUCAUAAUCCAAUAAAUACUCCAUCCUGUUUAAAUCCUCCUUUUCAUUGAUUUGUAUAGAAAUCUAUGAACAAAUAAAAAUGGAGAAGGAUGAUAGAAGAGAAAGAAGAGUGAUAGAUGAUGAAGUCAUGUCUCUCAUGAAGCUCAACCACUAAAGAUCAGGCACAGUGGCAGACAACCAAUCAGAUUUCACUUCCUGAAAAUGCCGGAGCCAAUGAUGUUCGAGGAUUUUGAAAUCGAAACCGUUGGCCCCGCCCACUGCGUUGUGAAUAACUCCUGUUUGUACCUAUAGACUUCUUUCACGCGCUCCGGUCUGAAGUUAAUGUUGGGCGCGUGAGUUUUUCUCCACUUUCCGCGCGUGCACAUCGACGUUCCUUUCGCCGUUAUAAAUCUAUCGCGCGCGAGCUUCAACCCCGUUUUUGUCCCGGAUUUAGCGGAUUUUUACCCAAAGUGUCCUGAUUCUUUACACCUCUGAUCAUGAAAUCAGAGUCCAGACGGAGAUCUUUAGAAGAACCUCCACACACUCCUCCUCCUGCUGCUGCUGGAUCAAAGAAGAAGCGCGGCGCGGAGGAAGCAACGGGGAAGCGUCGGAAGUCCGAGGUGCGCUGGGGAAGGAAAACGCAGCUGUGGAGUGAGCGAGGAGUCCGGGAGGAGACGAUGCACCACUGCUCAGAUUGUGGAAAGAGUUUUACUAAAAUUGCUGUUCUGAAAAGACACCAACGUAUACACACAGGAGAGAAGCCUUAUCACUGUGAACUGUGUGGGAAGAGUUUUAAUUGUCAGUGUGAUCUCAAAAGACACCAGCAUAUCCACACAGGAGAAAAGCCUUAUCACUGUGAACAGUGUGGGAAGAGUUUUAAUGGUCAGAGUAGUUUCAAAAAACACCAGCGUAUCCACACAGGAGAAAAGCCUUAUCACUGUGAACAGUGUGGAAAGAGUUUUACUCAUCAGAGUAAUUUUAGAUCACACCAGCGUGUCCACACAGGAGAGAAGCCGUAUCACUGCGAACAGUGUGGGAAGAGUUUCAAUCGUCAGAGUAGUUUCAAACGGCACCAGCAUAUCCACACAGGAGAGAAGCCUUAUCACUGUGAACAGUGUGGGAAGAGUUUUAAUUGUCAGAGUAAUCUCAAAGUACACCAGCGUAUCCACUCAGGAGAGAAGCCGUAUUACUGUGAACAGUGUGGGAAGAGUUUUAAUCGUCAUAGUAGUUUCAAAUCACACCAGCGUAUCCACACAGGAGAGAUGCGGUAUCACUGUGAACAGUGUGGAAAGAGUUUUAAUAAUCCGAGUCAUCUCAAAAUACACCAGCGUACCCACACAGGAGAAAAGCCGUAUUACUGUGAACAGUGUGGAAAGAGUUUUACUCAUCAGAGUCAUCUCAAAAUACACCAGCGUAUCCACACAGGAGAAAAGCCGUAUUACUGUGAACAGUGUGGGAAGAGUUUUAAUCAUCACAGUACUCUCAAAGUGCACCAGGGUAUUCACACAGGAGAGAAACCAUAUGAGUGUGUACAAUGUGGGAGAAGUUUUCGGCUAAAGACGCUUCUUCAAGAACACCAGCGUGUCCACACAGGAGAGAAGCCGUAUCCCUGUGAACAGUGCGGGAAGAGUUUUAGUGCUCGGCGUGCCCUCCUCAGCCACCAGCAGAGUCAUACAGGACAGAAGCUGUACCUCUGUGGACAGUGUGGACGGAGCUAUGUUUAUCAAAGCUCAUUAAGGAAACACAAACACCAACGUAUCCACACAGGAGAAAAACUGUAUCACUGUGAACAGUGUGAGAAGAGUUUUAAUCGCCAGGGUAAUCUCAAAGAACACCAGCGUAUCCACACAGGAGAGAAGCCGUAUUACUGUGAACAGUGUGGGAAGAGUUUUAAUCGUCAGAGUAGUCUCAGAAGACACCAGCAGAUCCACAUAGGAGAGAAGCCGUAUCAGUGUGGGCAGUGUGAGAAGAGUUUUACUGAUCAGAGUAGUCUCAAAAGACACCAGCGUAUCCACACAGGAGAGAAGCCGUAUUACUGUGAACAGUGCGGGAGGAGUUUUACUCAUCAGAGUAAUCUCAAAAGACACCAGCGUAACCACACAGGAGAGAAGCCGUAUUACUGUGAACAGUGUGGGAAGAGUUUUAAUCAUCAGAGGCAUCUCAAAUUACACCAGUGUAUCCACACAGGAGAGAAGCCGUAUCACUGUGAACAGUGUGGGAAGAGUUUUACUCAUAAGAGUAAUUUUAGAAUACACCAGCGUGUCCACACAGGAGAGAAGCUGUAUCACUGUAAACAGUGUAAAAAGAGUUUUAGUCAGCAGAGUAAUCUCAAAAGACACCAGCGUAACCACACAGGAGUGAAGCCGUAUUACUGUAAACAGUGUGGGAAGAGUUUUAAUCGUCAGAGUAGUCUCAAAUCACACCAGCGUAUCCACACAGGAGAGAAGCCGUAUCACUGUGAACAGUGUGGGAAAAGUUUUACUCAGCACGGAAUUCUCAAAUUACACCAGCGUAUCCACACAGGAGAGAAGCCGUAUCGCUGUGAACAGUGUGGGAAGAGUUUUAAUCAUCAGAGUAAUUUUAGAAUGCACCAGCAUGUCCACACAGGAGCGAAGCUGUAUCGCUGUGAACAGUGUGGGAAGAGUUUUAGUGCUCCGAGCACCCUCCUCAAACACCAACGUAUCCACACAGGAGAGAAGCCGUAUUACUGUGAACAGUGUGGAAAGAGUUUUAAUCGUCAGAGCAGUCUCAAAAGACACCAGCAGAUCCACAUAGGAGAGAAGCCGUAUCAGUGUGGGCAGUGUGAGAAGAGUUUUACUGAUCAGAGUAGUCUCAAAAGACACCAGCGUAUCCACACAGGAGAGAAGCCGUACUACUGUGAACAUUGUGGGAAGAGUUUUACUUAUCAGAGUAAUCUCAAAAGACACCAGCAUAACCACUCAGAAGAGAAGCCGUAUUACUGUGAACAUUGUGGGAAGAGUUUUAGUCAUCAGAGGCAUCUCAAAAUACACCAGUGUAUCCACACAGGAGAGAAGCCGUAUCACUGUGAACAGUGUGGGAAGAGUUUUACUCAUAAGAGUAAUUUUAGAAUACACCAGCGUGUCCACACAGGAGAGAAGCUGUAUCACUGUCAACAGUGUGGGAAAAGUUUUAAUCGUCAGAGUCAUCUCAAAUCGCACCAGAGUAUCCACACUGGAGUGAAGCCGUAUUACUGUGAACAGUGUGGGAGGAGUUUUAAUCGUCAGAGUCAUCUCAAAUCACACCAGCGUAUCCACACAGGAGAGAAGCCGUAUCACUGUAAACAGUGUGGGAAAAGUUUUACUCAGCACGGAAUUCUCAGAUUACACCAGCGUAUCCACACAGGAGAGAAGCCGUAUCGCUGUGAACAGUGUGGGAAGAGCUUUAAUCAUCAGAGUAAUUUUAAAAUGCACAAACGAAUCCACACAGGAGAGAAGCCGUAUCACUGUGAACAGUGUGGGAAGAGUUUUAGUGCUCCGAGCACCCUCCUCAGCCACCAGCAGAGUCAUACAGGACAGAAGCUGUACAUCUGUGGACAGUGUGGACGGAGCUAUGUUUAUCAAAGCUCAUUAUGGAACCACAAGUGCUCUAACAUACAACCAUAAACUCCUGAAUUUAAUUUGUAAAACAAAUCUUCUUCUUAAAUUUCUUAUUUGAAGGGAUGUAAAGGGAAAUUGUACUGUAAAUAUUGGGGAACUUUAAAUUGUAAUGUUAAUGUUAAUGAUCUCUAACAAACUGGACACCUUUCCAAGCCAUCAGAACAUUGUUGGUCCAUCUACAGUUACACUACAACUACACUUUAUGGCAACAUGUAUGGGGCUACCUGAGCAUCUCACCCAUAUGUGCUUUCUGAACAUUAUCUGAUGGAUCGGCUUCCAGUUCAUGGUCCCCUGAGCACAGUGUUACUGAUUUACUGCAAACUUGAGCUUGAUCACACGGUUACACAGCAAGAUCAGGGAAUAGAUUUUUGUUGUAUAUGUCUGAACCUAUAAGAAUUAAAGUGCAGACAAAUCUCACCUUAAGUCUUUUUUAAAUCUAAAAUGUUAAAUGUAUAACCUUUAGGUAUUUUGCACCAACGUUCAUUUUUUGUGUUUCUCUAAAUUCAAAUAAGUUUAUUAGUCAACUGUAAGGUUUGGUUGAGGAGUGGUAAUUGUAUGGGGCUGUACUUUAGGGUUAAGACUCAGCCUUUAGCGUACCUAAACAUUUUGUACAAUGCUAUGCUUCUAAUAUUGUGAGACAGUCCUUUAUUAAUCCAGCAUGACUGUGCCACGGUGCACAAACUGAGGUUCAUAAAGACAUGGUUGGAUGAGUUUGGUGUGGAAGAACUGAACUGGCCUGCACAGAGCUCUCAUCUCGACUUCACUGAACACCUUUGAGAUUAAGGUGAAUGUUAAAAGUUGAUUAUUCUAAAUGGACUGUAUGAGUCUCGGUGUUAUUAUAAAAGUCUUCAGCAACUUU
This is a messenger RNA of Silurus meridionalis, 4538 nucleotides long. Its product is annotated as zinc finger protein 239-like. Gene Ontology annotation, molecular function: DNA-binding transcription activator activity, RNA polymerase II-specific; RNA polymerase II cis-regulatory region sequence-specific DNA binding; DNA-binding transcription repressor activity, RNA polymerase II-specific. The coding region runs from base 560 to 3685 and encodes 1041 amino acids. Gene Ontology annotation, biological process: negative regulation of transcription by RNA polymerase II. The transcript is spliced from 6 exons. The record is from RefSeq and is a predicted model, not a curated record. Gene Ontology annotation, cellular component: nucleus; PcG protein complex; transcription regulator complex. Lineage: Eukaryota; Metazoa; Chordata; Actinopteri; Siluriformes; Siluridae.